AUGACUCGCGACGACCGCGAGUUUUCCAUCGUCGUCUUCGGCGCCACGGGCGACGCGGGCCGCGCGGUGUGCCGGUACCUUGCCACCAAGCAGGGCGCGCGCCCUGUCAAGUGGGCGGUCGCCGGCCGGAGCAAGGCCAAGCUCGAGACACUCGUCAGCUCCCUCGGCGGCUCCUCGGCGCCGUCCGUGCUGCUCGCCGACGCGUGCGACGCCUCGUCGCUGCUGCGCAUCGCGGAGCGUGCGACGCUCGUGUUCAGCGCCGUCGGCCCGUACUCCCGCCUCGGCGAGCCGAUGGUCAAGGCGUGCCUCGUCGCGCGAACGCACUGGGCCGACAUCACGGGCGAGGUGUUCUGGGUGGGCGAGAUGGAGGCCAAGCACGGCGAGGCCGCCGCGGCGGCGGGCGUGACGCUCACCUCUCUCUGCGGCUACGACUCGGUCCCGUGCGAGCUCUCCCUCCAUGUCGCGCGCAAGGCGCUCAAGCUCGGCGCGAGGCACUCUGAGCUGCUCGACGCCGAGGCCGUGACACAGCUCAACGGGUACGCCGCCUUCGCACGCAGCAACGACGAGAGCGCGGCGCUGUGGCCUGUCCUCCGCUCGAUGCUCGGCUCGCUCUCUCUCGGCUGGUGCAACGUGCCGGUCGUCCACCGCUCCUUUGGCGCGCGCGGCGCCAACCCGCUCCGCUUCCGCGACCGCGAGCAGCUUCCGAUGCCGGCUGCGUGGUGGAACCUGUGGCACCUGCUGCCCGCCCUCGGCCUCUACGCGGCGAUCGGCCUCGCCCUCCCCCUCUUCUACCUCGCCGCCCUCCUCCCGCCGCUGCGCGCCGCCGCCGAGCGCCGGCUCGCGGCCUACUCGUACCAGGGCGACGCCUCCUCCUCCUUCGCGGUCCUCACCCGCGCCUCGUGCGGCAAGCGCGCCGUCGACGUCACCUUUGCGUGCCCGGGCGACCCGGGCAUCUACGGCACCGCGCUGCUCGCCGCCGAGUGCUCGCUCGGCCUCGUCGACGCCACCCGGCGCGGCGCGCUCGCGCCCGGCUUCACGACGCCGGCGAUCGCCCUCGGCGACGCGCUCGUCGAUCGGCUGCGAGCCGCUGGCUGCACCAUCGAGGCUAAGGCCACGCAGCCGUGA
Molecule: messenger RNA, 1125 nt
Organism: Emiliania huxleyi CCMP1516
Lineage: Eukaryota; Haptophyta; Isochrysidales; Noelaerhabdaceae
Exons: 3
Coding region: 1-1125 (374 amino acids)
Biological process (GO): glycolipid biosynthetic process
Cellular component (GO): plasma membrane
Source: RefSeq, a predicted model, not a curated record